Babesia microti strain RI is the source of this 1212-nucleotide messenger RNA. Its product is annotated as translation initiation factor eIF-4A. Gene Ontology annotation, molecular function: RNA helicase activity; ATP binding; RNA binding. Lineage: Eukaryota; Apicomplexa; Aconoidasida; Piroplasmida; Babesiidae. The transcript is spliced from 3 exons. The record is from RefSeq and is a predicted model, not a curated record. Bases 1 to 1212 code for a protein of 403 amino acids.
AUGGCUGAAAAUGGUGCAAUACCCUCAGAUAAUGCUGUUGAUGACAAUUCAAAUGAUUGCAUGGAAUCUAACUACGAUGAAGUGGUUGAUUCAUUUGAUGCUAUGAAACUAAAUGAAAAUUUGCUGCGUGGUAUCUAUUCUUAUGGUUUUGAAAAACCUUCCGCAAUUCAGCAGAGGGGAAUAAAACCAAUACUCGAGAACUACGACACCAUAGGACAAGCACAGUCGGGAACUGGUAAAACAGCGACCUUUACUAUUGCAGCCCUCCAAAUUAUAGACUAUAACAUUAGGUCCUGCCAGGUCCUAAUUCUAGCUCCCACCAGGGAGCUUGCCCAACAGAUCCAGAAAGUUGUAUUGGCCCUGGGCGAUUAUUUGAAUGUUCAAUGUCAUGCUUGCGUUGGUGGUACUGUAGUUAGGGAAGAUGCCUCUAAAUUGAAGGCAGGAGUGCAUAUGGUUGUGGGUACACCAGGGCGUGUAUUUGAUAUGAUUGAGAAAAGAAUUCUUAAGACUGAUAAAAUGAAAUUGUUCAUUCUAGAUGAGGCGGAUGAAAUGUUGUCCCGGGGUUUCAAGUCUCAAAUUUACGACAUCUUUAGACGCAUACCUGGUGAGGUACAAGUGGCUUUGUUCAGCGCUACAAUGCCACAGGACAUUCUAGAACUUACGAAAAAAUUCAUGAGAUCGCCCAAAAGAAUACUGGUUAAAAAAGAUGAGUUGACUUUGGAGGGUAUAAAACAAUAUUAUGUGUCCAUUGAGAAAGAGGAAUGGAAAUUUGAAACUCUGUGUGACAUUUACGAAACAGUAACAAUUACCCAAGCCAUCAUAUACUGUAAUACGCGUAGAAAAGUUGACAUGUUAACAAGCAAAAUGCAGGAAAAGGAUUUUACAGUGUCCAGUAUGCAUGGUGAUAUGGACCAGAAGGAAAGGGAUUUGAUUAUGAGAGAGUUUAGGUCUGGUUCGACUCGCGUGUUGAUUACAACUGAUCUGCUCGCGAGGGGUAUAGAUGUACAACAAGUUUCAUUGGUUAUUAACUAUGACCUACCUAUUUCACCCGAAAAUUAUAUUCAUCGUAUUGGUCGUUCAGGGAGGUUUGGGCGCAAGGGUGUGGCGAUAAACUUUGUUACUCUGGCAGACGCUAAUGUAAUGAAGGAAAUUGAGGCCUACUACAACACCCAAAUUGAAGAAAUGCCCAUGGAUGUGGCGGAUUACCUCUAA